Salvelinus fontinalis (brook trout) is the source of this 3425-nucleotide messenger RNA. Its product is annotated as cyclin-dependent kinase-like 2. The transcript has 12 exons. The record is from RefSeq and is a predicted model, not a curated record. Bases 899 to 2698 code for a protein of 599 amino acids. Gene Ontology annotation, cellular component: nucleus. Gene Ontology annotation, molecular function: cyclin-dependent protein serine/threonine kinase activity; ATP binding. Gene Ontology annotation, biological process: protein phosphorylation. Lineage: Eukaryota; Metazoa; Chordata; Actinopteri; Salmoniformes; Salmonidae.
CGGCUUUACACCACUGUUUACGUUUGAUCGAUAAGAGUGAUAUCGAUCUGAUAAGGAUCUGGGAGUCUUUGUACCGAACAUUAGUCCACUAAUUGUUCAACAAACCGUUGAAGUUUUUUGAAGUCGGCCCGGUGGCUCAGCUGAGUAUCCGGAAAUUAUUUUGGUUCAGAACGUUCACAUCAGGAAGUUAGUUCUACUACACGCUAUGUAUGUGCGCAAUCAAACACCUAUUGUUUUCAUGCAACCAUUUGGGCUGUAGACUAUGAAAUAUUUUCUUUCAUGCAACAAUGUUGAAAUGUACAGAAAAAGUAUUUGGUAAACAAUGUUGUUUAGUCUGACCACCGGUCACCUCUUUUUUUGUCUAUCUAUUCGCAGGUUAGCGUUUUUCGUCCUGGAUCUUGUUCUGGAGGCAGCUCUGCAGAGUGGUUACUAGCUGACACCAAAUUAUACCAUCUGAUUUUAAACCUAACCCUAAGAUUAACCACACUGCUAACCCUAAUGCCAUUUGUUUUUUGGGGACAAUAUAGCCAUUUUGACAUUUGCAGCUGGCCAAUCAAAGGGGAAAUCGCUCAGUACUGCCUCCAGGACAAGACUCAUGACAAUAAACGUCAACCUGCUAUUUAUUCGUCAGCUGAUGUGAGUGUGUGUGUGUGUUAUAUAUAUUUAUGUAUAGUGUGUGUGUAGACUAGUGUUUUUUUCUAUAGAGUGUGUGUUAUGGUGUGAGUCUGUUAUAGAGUGUGUAUUAUAGACUGUGUGUGUUGUAUUAUCAGUGUGUUGUAGCCUAGUGUGUGGGUGUGUGUCUAUGUUGUAAGAUAUGCGUGUUGCAGAGUGUGUGUUAUAGUAUGUGUGUGUGUUAUAGAGUGUGUGUUGCAGAGUGUGUGUUAUUAUAGUGUGUGUCAUGGAGAAGUAUGAGAACUUGGGUAUGGUCGGUGAGGGAAGCUACGGCAUGGUCAUGAAGUGUCGUCACAAGGAGAACGGGAGGAUCGUGGCCGUUAAGAAGUUUCUGGAGUCAGAGGACGAUAAGACAGUCAAGAAGAUCGCCUUGAGAGAAAUCAAGAUGUUGAAGCAACUGCGCCAUGAGAAUCUUGUCAACCUGCUGGAGGUGUGGAAAAAGAGGCGUCGCUGGUACCUGGUGUUUGAGUUCGUAGAACGUACGGUUCUAGAUGACCUAGAACAGAGUCCAACGGGACUAGACUACAGCCGCCUAAGAAGAUACGUCUACCAGAUACUACGGGCUAUCUCCUUCUGCCAUCAACACAACAUCAUCCAUAGGGACAUCAAGCCAGAGAACAUCCUGGUAUCUCAGGGUGGAGUGGUCAAGCUGUGUGACUUCGGGUUCGCCAGGACAAUGGCUCCACCAGGAGAGAAUUACACGGACUACGUAGCAACCCGCUGGUACAGGGCCCCAGAACUACUGGUGGGGGACACCAAGUACGGGAAGGCGGUAGAUGUGUGGGCUGCAGGCUGUCUCUUCGUAGAAAUGUUGACAGGAGAACCACUGUUUCCUGGAGACUCUGACAUCGACCAGUUAUACCACAUCAUCAGGUGCUUUGGCAACCUGACCCCUCGCCACCAGGAGUUGUUCUAUAAGAACCCAGUGUUUUCAGGAGUCAGUCUACCGGAGGUGACCGAGACGGAGCCUCUACUACAACGCUAUCCUAAACUGUCCACAACUGCUACAGACCUUACGCAGAGGUGUCUCCAGAUGGAUCCAGACAGGAGGUCACAGUGUUCUGAUCUGCUGCAGCACCAACUCUUCACUAACGAUGGCUUCCACCUCAGGUUUGUCCAGGAGUUGAAUGCUAAGAUCCAGAAGGAUCAGAAAGGGAACUCUCCCCUUCCCAAGAUGAACAAGACGACCAAGAAAGACAAGGAGGAAGUAGAGGAGAGGACUGGGAAGUACAAGGACUCCAGCAGUACAACAGUCAAAGGGAACGUCACCAAACUCUCUAAAGCUCCAACCACCACAGAGCCUAAACCCCGAGACCCGGACAAGACAAUAGAGUCGACCACUACUAUGACCACUACUGCAGCUGUUAAACCCGAGAAGGCUGACUGGAGCACAGAGACCCAUGCAGUCACGGUCCACCACGGUCGAACCACCACCGUGAGUCUGAGCAACACUAUCGCCAUCAAACCCAGAGCGGAAGAACCAGAGAGGACCGUAGAGGACUACGAUCCAACCGUAGGACCAACCCAGGACCAACCUCUACCUCUCAUCCCUCCCCUCGCACUCACCUUCACACAGACACCUUCACACAACCUACUGGCUGUCGUCACCCACGGCAACGGCAACCUGGGCGGAGUUGGGUCUCACCCCGGAACACUCGGUCUGAGGUCAAUAGACAAAUCUAAAAGACAUGUAAGCAUUUUCAACAGACUCUCACAGCAAUCUCUCUCCAGUCAUUUCACUGGCAAUCUGAUGGCUCAGAUCCUCACUCUCUCCUCUUCUCCUCCUCUUCUUCACUCUCUCCUCUCUUCUUCUCUCUUUCCUCUCCAGAUGAUAUCAGAGAAGAGUGUGAUCCACGAGCGUUCCUUCCUGUCCGAACGCGAGCGUAUGGCUACGGUUGGGAAGAGGAAACCAGACGUUCUCUUCCCUGAACUAAGAACCUCUCUGCUGCCUGAGAUACGAGGGGCUGAAGGUAAACAGACUAAACCCACCAGGACCAGAAGAAGGAGAGACACAUCCCCUCUAUAGCCACAAUGGACCACACCACUACACCACACUACAAUAUACACCACUACACCACACUACAAUAUACACCACUACAAUACACUACAAUAUACACCACUACACCACACUACAAUAUACACCACUACACCACACUACAAUAUACACCACUACACCACACUACAAUAUACACCACUACAAUACACUACAAUAUACACCACUACACCACACUACAAUAUACACCACUACACCACACUACAAUAUACACCACUACACCACACUACAAUAUACACCACUACAAUACACUACAAUAUACACCACUACACCACACUACAAUAUACACCACUACAAUACACUACAAUAUACACCACUACACCACACUACAAUAUACACCACACUACAAUACACUACAAUAUACACCACUACACCACACUACAAUACACUACAAUACACUACACUACAAUACACUACAAUAUACACCACUACACCACACUACAAUACACUACAAUACACUACAAUACACUACAAUACACUACACUACAAUACACUACAAUAUACACCACUACACCACACUACAAUACACUACAAUACACUACAAUACACUACAAUACACUACAAUACAAUACACUACAAUAUACACCACUACACCACACUACAAUACACUACAAUACACUACAAUACACUACAAUACACUACACUACAAUACACUACAAUAUACACCACUACACCACACUACAAUACACUACAAUACACU